Molecule: messenger RNA, 576 nt
Organism: Peniophora sp. CBMAI 1063
Lineage: Eukaryota; Fungi; Basidiomycota; Agaricomycetes; Russulales; Peniophoraceae
Source: the annotation of a GenBank genome assembly
AUGGACAAGGGACCCUCCCCCACUCCAGACAGCUCUCGUGCUGGCGCACACGAGAAUCUCGAUAGAAACAAUGCUCAGAUACGGAGCGAAGAGCCAAAAGGAUAUAACGUCGAGGAACAUGCUGCAGAGACAUCUCCGACCUCCGGAGUUCUCGAUUCUGCCGUCGUCGCUCCUGGCGACGUAGCACAGGCCAACCCUCUUGACGACAGCGAUACUGUCAAACUGGCGAGUCUGCCCGUGGAUACAGCAGAUCGACAACAUACGUCGGGUUCAAACCUUGGGCAUCCGGCUAGUGGCGAUGAAGAUUUCAUUGCGGAUGCGGCGGAGAAGGGGAUUCCGGUCCGUUCAUCCUCUCGGGCUACUUCGAGCGGCGGGCGAGCGGGUAGUAUUGCAGGCCCCAGUGCCGCCGGAGGAGGUGACGGUAACGGACGGGUGUCUGCCACGGCUGGGAGUAGUAUCAACCUCGAGCAGAACGAUAUCGCUGAGACGGGGACGGGGAGCGGGUCUCAAGGCGAGGGCACUGUGCCCGAGUUGGGAAGGCGGGACAGAGGGAAAGGUCGAGCGUUCGAUGCUUGA